GUGUUACCAGAUGUGGCAGAAGAUACAGUCUCUCCAACUAGAGCUCGGACCAUGAAGGACUAUGAAAACCAAAUCACUGAUCUGAAAAAAGAGAACUUCAACCUGAAGCUUCGUAUAUACUUCCUGGAGGAGAGAAUGCAGCAGAAGUUUGAUGGUGCCACUGAAGAAAUAUACAAAAUCAACAUUGAGCUGAAAGUUGAGAUAGAAAGUCUGAAGCGUGAUCUGCAGGAGAGGGAGAAACUGCUCAUCAAAGCCUCUAAGGCAGUUGAGAGCUUGGCCCAGGGUGGUGAUGCUGAAAGACAGCGUGUGAAAGAGGAGGCACAAAAGAAGAUGCAAGAAAUGGAAGAAAUGCUGACUAGCAGAAUAAACGUUCUGGAAGAGAAUCUUAAAGCUGCCCAAGAAGAUGUGGAAAAAGCCAUUGCAAUGACAGAGAAGGAGAAAGCUCUGAGAAUAGCUGCUGAGCAGAAACUUUCUUCAAUUAUGAAUGACCCUGCCAAGAACCGGGAUGUGAUUUCAGGAACUGAGAAAGACAGACUUAUAGAGCAACUGAAUCUGUCAUUGAAAAGUAAAGAAGCUGUAAUUCAACACCUUGAAGAGGAAAAGUCUCAGAGUGGAUCUUACGAUGGGAACUUAUCAGCAGAAAAAAUCAGAGAACUUACCAUUGCUUUGAGGCAUGAAAAAGAUAGUGAGAUAGAGGCUAUUAGAAUGGAGCUUAAAAAUGAGAGAAAUUCCUUUGAAAAAAAAAUUCAGUCACUUCAAGAAGAGCUACAAGAGAGAGAAAAUGAGCUUGCUGUUGAAAAGAAGAAUGGUUUGAAAAGGGAUAAAACCAUUCAAGGGCUAACUGUUGCAUUAAAAGCAAAGGAAAAAGAGAAUGAGGAGCUUAGUUCUGAAAUUGAAGAUCUGAAUGUUUCACUGGCUAAGGCAAGAGAGGCAACUCACAAAGCACACAUCCAGAAAUUCAAGGGUGCAGAGGAUUAUCAAGCUCUCUUGAUGGAAAAAGAGACUCUCUUAGCAGAGCUGCGUUCAGAAAACCUUACAAAGGAUGCGGAGAAUUGUAAACUACAAAGGAGGAUUAAAAGGACCGAUCAAGAGCUAAAUGAUUUGAAUUUGGAAAGAGAGAAAAUGGAGAAGGAGCUGGAUGAAGCACAGCUACAGAAGAGCAGAAGUGACAAAACCAUUAAUGACCUUAGAAAUCAGCUAGAGAAAUUACAUGGUGAAAUGGCUGAGAAAGAAAAAGCAGUGGAACAUCAUUACAAUAUUCUUUUGAGUGAAAGCAAUCAGAAGCUGCAGAGCCAAGAACUAGUUAUCAAGCGGCUAACAGACAGUGUCAAUCAGAAGGAUCUACAGCUUCAGAAACUUGAUGGAGCGGUUAAAGAAAAGGAUGCAGAAUUGCAAGAGCUCCUGAAUAAGUACAAGAACCUUCUAAAAGCCAAUGAAGAACUUGAACUGAAAAAUGAGGGCUUGGUAAAGGAAAAAUGUGCUGCACAGUCUCAACAGUCAAUCACCAAGAUAGUCAGAGAGUUAGAGGAAAAUAAAGAAGCUGAAUAUGAAAAGCUGAUUCUUGCUUUAAGAAAGGAACAAAGUAUUUAUUCCACACUAGUGAAGACCUUCAAAGAAUCGGAUAGUAUAAAUAGCUUGCAGACGGAACUAAACAACAUUUUCAUGUUGCGAAAACAACUAGAAGAGGACAUUUUAGCUAAUCGGAAUCUGCAGAAGGUCUUAGAAGAUCAGAUUAAGGACAUUAAAACCCGACAAGACGAAACACUAUCUUUCUGUGGAGAUCAAACAUCUUAUAUGAGUAUCUGUUUAGGGGACCAGGAUCAUUUAAGCCUACAGAUAGAUCAUCUGUCUCUUGAAGAACUUAAGAAAAAGGUUUCUGACCUUCUCUUGGUGGUUAAGGAACUGCAGUCAGUUAAUGAAGAUCUUAAGAAAAAACAGCUUGGGCUUUGUACAACAGAUUCACGAGGGAAGGAAGCAUUAAAAACAUUAGGCCACAGUGAGUGUCUUGAAAUAACAGAGGAGCCUGUGAUGCAGACUGAAGAUGGUGACAAUGACGGGAAGAUGCAGAACAGUCAGUCUUCCGAGAGGGUCAGUCAGGUAUGCCUUCAAGUAUCCUUGGAUUUUCCUUGUGAGGUGAAUAAGCAGGUGACUCCGUCGGGCUGUUCAGAGAGUUUCUGCAAAGACAGACGUUAUAGGAGUCCAAAUAUGCCUCAGUUUGAACAUGAUACAACUGGCAACCACUUUGGCAGAAUAGGAAUGAGUGAACAGGAAACAGCAGAGAACUUGCUCACAUCUCUCUUAAGAGAAAAUAGAACAUCUGUACUGGAAUCUACCAGACAAGAACAAAUGAAAAUUGUAAAUGAACUGAACACAACCGAGCAAGAAUGUUCAACUGAAGAUAUACAGAAAAAGGAUGAAAAAGAUCUUAGGCAAAUGAUUAUUCAACUAAAAGCUGAACUCAAACAUUUCAAGCAGGUCAAUAAAUUCUUAAAGCAGCAAGUAGAAUUGAAAUCAACUUUUGAUGGGAAAGAGAAGCUUUAUCCAGAUGCAAUGCCACAGAUUAAUAAGGAUAUUGAGUUGUUGAAAGUGGAAUUGAAAGAUGCAGCUACGCAAACAAUGACUUUAGAGAGUAAUGUCAUGAGAUUCAAACAUGAAGGCAAAAAAGAAGCCUCAGAAGAAAACCUAAAAUAUUCAAGAUUAAAUGCAGAAGGAGAACAUCAGCAAGAAAAUGUGUAUAGGAAAGGUGAACAGCAUGAAAGACGGGUUUGUACAAGGAGAAUAAAUGAA
Molecule: messenger RNA, 2787 nt
Organism: Eurypyga helias (sunbittern)
Lineage: Eukaryota; Metazoa; Chordata; Aves; Eurypygiformes; Eurypygidae
Product: CDK5 regulatory subunit-associated protein 2-like
Exons: 20
Biological process (GO): chromosome segregation; regulation of mitotic cell cycle spindle assembly checkpoint; negative regulation of centriole replication
Cellular component (GO): microtubule organizing center; perinuclear region of cytoplasm; microtubule plus-end
Molecular function (GO): transcription cis-regulatory region binding; protein kinase binding; gamma-tubulin binding
Source: RefSeq, a predicted model, not a curated record